AUGGUGGUCAACCAUUUGAUCACGCAGGAGAACACCAAGGAUCUCCUCCAGCUUGAUUUGCCAUUGAUAGACCUCUCAUGGAACAGAGACAGAGUGAGCAAACUCAUUGUGAGAGCUUUUGAGGAAUUCGGUUUCUUCAAGCUCAUCAAUCAUGGAGUCUCUGAGGAUAUUAUUCAGAAUGUUGAGAGAGAAAGUGAGGGGUUCUUUUCAUUACCUGCUUCAGAGAAGCAGAAAGCUGGACCUCCCAAUCCUAUUGGUUACGGAAGCAAGAAGAUUGGGUUUAAUGGAGAUACAGGGGAGCUUGAGUACCUUCUCUUCCACACAAAUCCUUCUUCUAUCUACCAGAGAAUUCGAACUAUUAACAGGAAUGAUCCCAGAAACUUCAGUUGUGCGGUGAACAAUUAUGUGGAGGCAGUGAAAGAGCUCUGCUGUGAAAUUCUAGAUAUAUUAGCAGAAGGAUUAGGGCUUGAAGACAGAAGCAGCUUCAGCAAGCUUGUGAGAGAUGGAGACAGCGACUCUCUCGUCAGGCUAAAUCACUACCCUCCCUAUCACGCGAACAGUAACUCCAGAAAUAAGGACGAGAAGGUCUGCACGAGAGUUGGAUUUGGGGAGCAUUCUGACCCUCAGAUCCUAACCAUCCUCAGAUCCAACGACGUGGAAGGCUUGCAAAUACAGUCUCCCACAAACGACAGGGUUUGGAUUCCAGUUAAAUCAGAUCCUUCCGCUUUCUUCGUCAAUGUUGGUGAUGUGCUCCAGGCUAUGACAAAUGGAAGGUUCGUGAGCGUGAGGCAUAGAGCCAUGGCGAAUACGAGAAAGUCAAGGCUAUCCCUGAUGUUCUUCGCCGCGCCGUCGCUUGACACUUGUAUCUCUGCUCUGCCGGAGAUGGUCACGGGAGAGAAGCCACAGAGAUACAGAUCAUUUACAUGGGACGAAUACAAGAAGGUAAUGUACUCGCUAAGAUUGGCUUCGGAUCGACUCAGUCUCUUUCAGUUGGACAACAAGGAAGAAAAUGCAAAAUAAUUAGUUGAUUAGUUAAGUUUGAGAUUGUAGUUCUCUGAAUUGUUUCUGAAAUAGAGAAGUGAUGAUUAGGGAGAAAUUAAGUAGGUUUAGUGGCAUUAAUUUUUUU
This is a messenger RNA of Phalaenopsis equestris, 1126 nucleotides long. Its product is annotated as gibberellin 2-beta-dioxygenase 2-like. Bases 1 to 1020 code for a protein of 339 amino acids. Gene Ontology annotation, biological process: response to light stimulus; gibberellin catabolic process. The record is from RefSeq and is a predicted model, not a curated record. The transcript has 3 exons. Lineage: Eukaryota; Viridiplantae; Streptophyta; Magnoliopsida; Asparagales; Orchidaceae.